Molecule: messenger RNA, 1399 nt
Organism: Guyanagaster necrorhizus
Lineage: Eukaryota; Fungi; Basidiomycota; Agaricomycetes; Agaricales; Physalacriaceae
Exons: 2
Coding region: 73-1209 (378 amino acids)
Source: RefSeq, a predicted model, not a curated record
UCCUUUCCUUCUUACUUCCAUGACCGUACAGUGAUUCUCUCUUAUAUCUCGUGCAUAUCCUCUCUCCCAGCGAUGGCCGCCGUAGCAUCCUGCUCUUCCAACCUCUUGGCUGCCCCUAUACCUGGGCGCGUCGUACGCUUCGACAACGAAUGCAUUCUCAUACCAGAAUGUCGCUCCAAGAGGCCUAUUGUGUCGAUGAAGUCGUACGCUAUACCUCUUUGGAAACGGAAAUCACCAAGCCCUAGUCCCCAAGACGAGAAGGAGAGGGUUACAGAGAUCAUUGUUGACAGUGACCCACCAGAGGAGAAGGAGCACGUCAUUUUCAAGGUCUCCGUCCCUAGCUUCAAGCCACGUCAAAGCCGCGGACGAUUACACACAGCGGAACCUCUUACCCCAUGUCUCGUGGACCGUUCGACGGCGGCCAGCCAAUCCCAGCCUUCGCCUUCCCCCUUCCCUGUACCCCACUCGCGAACCCUCGUGCGGUCCCCUUCCCUACCCAUCCCACCGGCGAAACACAUCAUCACCGUACCUCUGCGCGCCUGCUGUCCCAACUGCUACCCCAUAACCGAGAAAUCCCUUCGUGAGGGCGACAACUGGGAGACGAAAUUCUCCACCGGUGCACGGAGACGGCGAAGCACCAGUCUUGACGGUAUCACCGCCCCAUUCAACCUUGCCGAUGUCGAAGAAGCUUUGUUCCGCGUUAACGUAACCGUCGACGAGGUGGACACGUUGAAGCAGAGACGGUCGCAGGAGAUUACUCCCGAGCCUGUUCCUAUCGAGGUGGAGGAUGAUGAAGACCAGCUGUUUCCUCUCCCUCUGCCGCGUCGUUUGCCCGGUGAUUCCCCCAUCCCGAGUCCGAAGACGUGUUUGGACUUGACAUCGAAGAAUGAUUCUGAAGAGAGUAUCAUUGGGAAGAGCAUCUCGCGAAGGAAUCGUUGUGAGAAAAGCUCGUUGAUACCCGAGGCCGCAUACCCAUCGAGAGAGUGCUCGAGUUCAAGCUCCAGCUCGCAGCAGACUCACGAAAGGCCAUCUCCGUCGUCGUCACCGUCUUCUUCAUCUGCUUCUUCCAAACAUCGACGGCUAAUGUCAGAUACCGUGAUGUUCAGUUCUUCCCCUUGGAUGCCACCCCGCUUGGCAGCACCUACUUUGAGACCGACGCCGAAGCGUAGUUGGUCUGCGGUAUUCAAAGGUGUCGUUGCGAUGUCUUGACAUUCCCCCUUCAUUUUUUACGAUACCCAUUUCUACUGUACCUGGUUGUCACGUAAUCUUUGUUGUCUAUUCGUUGUCAUCUGUCUAUCAUUUUCUUUUUGAUUCCGGCGUACAUACACACACACAUCUGUAGCCUAGCGUAGCAUCGAACAUUCAUAUAUCCACAAUAACAUAGCAAUAUUCUCUUGGG